GAAACUAUAAAAGCCGGAGCACUCACGGGCCGGCACCAGUUCAAACACAAACACGCUCGAGUGAAUUGCUAGAAAUACCAAAAAAGUAACGAGACAAUAAAAGUGCGUAAUUUCAUCAUCCAGAAAAUUGUUAAAUCUAUCAAGUGAAAUCAGACAGUGAAAAAUGGCUCUGAGUAAUUCGUUUUUCCGCAAUUGGGUGAACACUUCGCUUCGUGCAUCUCGGAUGCUGGACCACCACUUCGGCCCAACUAACGAUCUGCUGAACUCCAUGCGUAUGGCGGCGGCUGCCCAAACAGCACUGCUAGACGAGAUGACCAACUCGUUUGCCAGGCCUUGGUAUACCAGACCGUCGGACUCGGAAUCCCUGGUGAAGAUUGCCAACAACAAGUUCCAAAUCAAUUUGGAUGUACAGAACUUUUCACCAGAAGAAAUAUCCGUCAAAGCGACCGAUGACAGCAUCAUAGUCGAGGGCAAACACGAAGAGCGCCAGGACGAGCAUGGCUUCAUCACCCGCCACUUUGUUCGCCGCUUCAUGCUUCCAGCUGGGUACGACCGGGACGGAAUUGUAUCGUCGCUUUCGUCGGAUGGUGUGCUGACCAUCAGUGCUCCUAUCAAGGAAGAUUUACAGAAGGAGCACGUCAAGGCAAUACCGAUAGCUCAGACCGGCGAAGCUCAGAAAAAGAUUGAGGAGAAAUCCGAAAAACCGGAGGAGAAAUCAGCUGAGAAGCCCGCUGAAAAGUGAAAUGGAAACACCUGAACAUUUAAAAAUGAUUUGCCAUCUUUACCUCAAAGAAACUUUUAAUAAGGCUGCAUUUAGUUUAGAGUAGAUUACUUUAGUAGACUGUAAAUAUAUAGUAUUAGAUACCAAACAAAUAAAGUUCUUCUUAUUUGUUCAGAAAGAAAGCCAAAAAAUAGAAGGCAUUGCUUCAGUAUGAAUUGAUAAUCAGGCUUCUGAAGUGUCUUCGUGUAAUUUUAAUUUUAGGAAACUAAGAUGCCCUUGUUCUAUAGAAGCAGAUUUCUACUUUCAUCAAGACUGAAGAAUCUUGUUGGUGUAAUGUUGUUUCAGUAAAUAAGCGCAUCACUAAUGCUCUAAGACUGAGAAUAAAAACACGACCUCUAAUGAGUGGGGAAUUUUUUAAUCAAUAAAAAUAAUCAUGAAUCAAGAAACUUCAGAACAAUAGA
Aedes albopictus (Asian tiger mosquito) is the source of this 1182-nucleotide messenger RNA. Its product is annotated as protein lethal(2)essential for life. Lineage: Eukaryota; Metazoa; Arthropoda; Insecta; Diptera; Culicidae. The transcript has a single exon. Gene Ontology annotation, biological process: response to heat; protein refolding. The coding region runs from base 164 to 742 and encodes 192 amino acids. The record is from RefSeq and is a predicted model, not a curated record. Gene Ontology annotation, cellular component: cytoplasm; nucleus.